UCAGUGCAUCAGUAUGCUGGGCUGACAGCCUCACACUCCUCAUCCCCUGGAUUGUCACCUGUUCUGAUCAUCCAACAGGUCAUCAUGUCCACCAACAUCUCGUCUUCCUGUCUCAACAGUUCAGACUACACCAGCAACAUCUUCACUGUGUGCACCUACUCCUUCAUCUGCAUCGUGGGUCUGAUCUUUAACCUCACAGCUCUGGUCUUUUUUUUCAGAUGCAACAAAACCAGAUCACAAACCAUUGUCUACAUGAGCAAUCUCACCAUAGCGGACAGUCUGCUCAUUCUCACAUUGCCCAUGAGGAUCUACUACUAUCUGGGUUAUCGUGGUCUUCCUCAGUGGCUGUGCGACAGCCUCGGUCUGGUCCUGAAGGCCAACAUGUACGGGAGCAUCUUCCUCCUCACUUGUAUUUGCUUUGACCGUUGCAUGGCCGUCAGCUUCCCCAUGUCAGUGCGUGUGAAGGAGGGGAGGAGGAAAGCGCCGCUGGUUUGUUUCGGAAUAUGGAUGCUCACCUUCGGGGCCAGCGUGCCCAUCUACCUCUUCAAGCGCAGAGAUGUUCACGAUUCUUUCACAGACUGUUUUAAUAACUUGCCGGUCUAUGCUAUUCAGCCUCUGGUGGUUUAUCCCACGCUGAUCUUGGGGUUUGGGAUCCCGUUAGUGAUCAUGCUGGUCUGCUCUUGGGGUUUGGUCCGUGCUGUCCGACAGAGCCCCGUGGCCCAGACCAACCUGGUGGACAGCGCAAAGAUCCAGAGGAUGGUUGCUUCCAGCCUCUUCAUCUUCAUAUUCAGUUUCCUCCCAUACCACGCCACCCUGGGCCUCCUCUCACUGUACAGAGAGAACAUACCAUGCUCCAUGCUGACUGCAUACCACUACAGCGUGAUGGUGGCAUGUCUCAACACAGUGCUAGAUCCUGUUGCAUACUAUUUCACCACAGAAACCUUCACAAAGAACGUGGGCAUCGAUGUGGUGAGGAUGUUUCCUUUGAACAGUCAUAGCUCUGAAGUCAGGUACAGAGCUAACAACAGCUAACAAGAAACAAGGACUACUACAGCUUCACUGAUUAAUAAAAUCAGAGCAAGGAUGUAUUUAAAGUUCAGGAUAGAGGAGAUAAAAUGAUUUUUAUUUUGGGAUCAUAUAUAGAGUGCUGCAGGAAUGAGUUGUGAUGUCUUUCAGAACAAACACUGUCAACACACCUGUCACCUGUCCAGCACGGUGUUGUUAAACCAAAAACACUGUGGCAACACCCUCUAAUAAGUUUUAAAAACACACAAUCACUGCUUUUGGCUCCAGGUAGAAUUAGUGCGACAAUUUAGGACUGAGAAAUGUGGCUGAAUCACCUGUCAUAUCACAAUAUUUAUAUAUUUAGUAUUGAAGCUUUAAUCUGUAACUUUUCCAC
Seriola dumerili (greater amberjack) is the source of this 1399-nucleotide messenger RNA. Its product is annotated as lysophosphatidic acid receptor 6-like. The coding region runs from base 85 to 1032 and encodes 315 amino acids. The transcript has 2 exons. The record is from RefSeq and is a predicted model, not a curated record. Gene Ontology annotation, biological process: behavioral response to pain; G protein-coupled receptor signaling pathway. Gene Ontology annotation, molecular function: G protein-coupled receptor activity. NCBI's taxonomy places the organism in Eukaryota, Metazoa, Chordata, Actinopteri, Carangiformes, Carangidae. Gene Ontology annotation, cellular component: membrane.